Messenger RNA from Closterium sp. Naga37s-1, 4824 nucleotides. Lineage: Eukaryota; Viridiplantae; Streptophyta; Zygnematophyceae; Desmidiales; Closteriaceae. The record is from the annotation of a GenBank genome assembly.
AUGGAUAAGGCAUGGCGUGGGCUGCAAUGGGCGUCUGGGUGGGCAGGCAUAGCCCACGUGCCUCUGGAACUCUGCCUGCGCUGCUCCCUCGCUGUGGUUGUCGCCAGCUACAGCUGGAUGGCCCACCCUGCCACCUCAGCAGAUCCUGCCAGCUCAGCAGGAGAUGCGUGUGCGCAGAGCACGGUGCUGCUGGUGCUCUCCUGCUGCCACCUGCUCUACCUCGCCCUCGCCCGUCCCUUCAUCAGCACGACUCUCCUCCUCUCCGCCCUCCUCGCCUCCGCCUCGCAUGUCUCUCUCUUCGCCGUCGCCCUCGCUAUUGCCACGGGCACCAUUCCCCCCUCCGCUGCUGCAGCAGCAGGGGCGGGGUUGCAGGCGCUGCUGCUGGUGUCGUUUUUGGGCCACCUGCUCUGCUUCCUGCAUGCCUUAGUGAAGGAUACUGCCGGGGUGGGGGUGAAAUACUAUGAAGGCGCAUUUGGGAGGAGCAAGGGGCUGGGAGGUGGGGUGAGGGGGGGGAAUGUAAGGGGAGGAGCAGAGGGGGAAGAGCAGGGGUGUGCGGGAUCAGUGAGUGAGGUGGCUGGCACGGACGGAUCAGUGACGCUCACAGGGGGCUUUCUGGGCGGCCUCUCUCUGCUCGCCUACGGCCUCGUGCUCCUCUUUCUCAGCCCCUUUGGUUUCGGCUCCCCCCGAUCUGAUUCGGAUUCUGACAGGGAUUUGGGCGGCGACUCUGCGAGCCAAUCCAGGUGGAGGAGAGGGUGGGGGUUAGGGAGGAAGAGGGGAGGAGAGGGGGAGGGGGGCGGAUGGGGAGGGGGGAUAGGGGCGAGGUUUCACAUGGAUAGGCGGGGUGAGCUGGGAGGGUCGCCAGAGGCAGCUUUUCCCGUGAAGGGAAACUCGAGGGGGGGCAGCCGGGGCAGGUCGGGCAGCCAAAGCAGUAGCGGUGACAACAGUAGCGGUGGCGGCUGCGGCAGUGGCAGGAGAGCUUCUAGCGGCCCAGCUUAUAACGAGUAUGGUUCUCCUAACCGAAUGACGGGUUCCGAGACUAGACCGAACCAGUCUGGGGCCUCUCGGUUGGAUUCAGCAGGGCAAGCAGGUACGGGGGAUGGAACCUCUAGGGGGAGGAGGGGGGAAUCAGGCGGAAGGGGGGAAGGUGGGGAGGAGGGGGGGUGUGGUACAGACGAGGGGGAGGAGUGGCGGAACUCCCCCCGUGCGCUCAUGCAGCUGCUGCCCAUGCUGGCGCCCUCGUGGGCUACAGAAGGGGCGGGGGGGGAAGGGAGAGGGGGAGGGGGAGGGAACGGGGGAAAGGGGGGACGAGGAGGAGGGGAUGGGGAAUCAAGGGAAGGUGCUAGUGCUGCUGCUGCCGCUGCUGUUCCUGCUGGUGCUGGCACGGCAGGUGGGGGCGGUGCCGGGGUGUUGGGUGCGGUGCUGGGAGCAGGUGCUGCAGCAGCUGCGCUGGGUGUUGGCGUUGUGACUGCUGCUGCUGCUGCUGUCACUGGCACCGGCGCUCACAAGCAUGAGAGGGCUCAAUCGGACCAUGCCAAGACGAGGGGGGGUAUGCACAUGCUGAGCCCGAGCAGUGGGUCCCCAAGCCCGCUCUCUCCGCGGCGCCUCUCCCCGCUGCCUGUGCUGUGUGGCAACCAAAGCGGCGCCCUGGCAGCAGCUGCAGGGGCGAGCAUCGGCGUGGCCUCCGUGUCUCUGCACUCCGACUCCUGGUCCUCCCUCUCCUCCCUCUCGUCCAGUGAGCGUUCGGCUGGCGCUGCUGCUGCUGCUGCUGCUGCGCUGAUGGAAGGUGUGGGGGGGAGAAGAGGAGGGGAGGACCCGUUUGGCGGGCUGAGGGCACGAGUGGAGUAUUUGCGAAGCAGGCGGAUGCAGGAGAAGCCUGCGGGUGAACUUACAAAUGGCAAGGCUGCUGCUGCUGCUAAAGUUGGUGUUGCAGCAGCAGCAAGAGGACAGGGUGAUCUGGGACAAAAUCCGCACCGCCUGCCGUCCCUCCCUGAAGCGCCUCAGAGCACCUCUCCCGACCCCCGCCGGCCCUACACCCUGCAGCCCAGAGCGGUGAAGAGCGGUUAUGCAUGGUCCAGCAGGCAUGCGGCGUAUGGCACAGACACUGAAGCUUCUAGGGAAGCUUCUGAGGCGUCCAGUGCUACAGCUGCCGUGCCGUCCUCCCCCUCGGCCCUCACAGUGGACGCGGCUGUGGAAGCCAUGGCUGCUGCAGCAGAGGGCGACCCCGCGCUACAGCCGGGGAUCUGGGGCAUGGUGGCUGGUGCUGCUGGGUCCAUCAUGGGAAGCUUCUGGGGUGCUUCUCCCGUGGAUGGGAAAGGGCCGUCCACAGUCUCUCGCAGCAUCACCCCCCUCGCCUCCCUCAUUCCCGCCUCGUCGCUCUCCCCUCUCUCCUCUGCCGCCCCCCUCUCCUCCCUCUCCUCGCCCCAAUCAAGCUGCGACACCUCAGCAUCCAGCGCGCGGGAAGCAGGGAAGCGGUAUGAGCACGGGUCACUGGUGGAUGCUGCAGGGCCACUGGUGGAUGCUGCAGGGCCACUGGUGGAUGCUGCAGGGCCACUGGUGGAUGCUGCAGGGCCACUGGUGGAUGCUGCAGGGCGGAAGGAGGGGCGAGAUGCAGUAGCACUGGCGCCACCACCAAACCGAAGUGGCUCGUUUGGGAGAGGGGGAGGAGCGGGAGGGCAGGGAGGAUAUGGGGAGUUGGGGAGGGUGGUUGAGGGCGCAGGGCAGGGUCUGCGCCUCCGAUCCUGGUCCAAGUCCAGGUCUCGCUCCCAGGUGCACUCAGGUGCUUCCUCAGGUGCUCACUCAGGUGCCCAGUCAGAUGCUCGCGCUGCGUCAGGCUCCAGCGGGCAGCUGAACGGGCAGGGUAACGGGCAGGCAGGGUCCUUCUCAGGGUCGAAGGGCGAUUCUUGUGGCGAUGAUGUUGUGGGUGGAAGGGCAAAUUCAAUCGGCAAGGGGUCGUCACAUGGUAGGGGUUCACACAGGGGGGGUUCGUCUGCUGCUGCUUCUUCUGCGGCGGCGGCUCGUGUUUCUAGUGGUAAAGGGUCAUCUGCUGCUGCAAACUCAAAUGCUGCUGCAAACUCGAAUGGUGCUGCUCCGUCACACCCACCCCAUCGGGCAGGUGCGAGGCAUGGUGAAGCUGACACACCACCUGUUCCACGGUCCGUUGCAGCAGUUCUGAAAGCAGUGGCCACGGCAGCCAAGGAGGAGGAUGCAGAGGAGGAUGCAGAGGAGGAUGCAGAGGAGGAGGCAGCAGGUGAACUUGUGACUUCUCUGCAACCUCCCAGCGGACAAGAGGCAAUCCACUCACACAACGACCGCCUUACGGGAGGCUUGGCUCGGGGUAGCUCUGGCGGCCCUGGCUCGGGAGGCUUUGGUUCGGGGAGCUCUUGGUCCGGUGAAGCUGGGAAGGAGGGUGGCUUGGGUGGGGUGGUGUCAAGAGCAGGUCUUGGUGCCACGUGUCAAAAUCCUAGUGGCUCAUGGACGAGCUAUGACAUCCAAGUGUCUGCUUCUCUGUCGGACUCCAAGGGACGCACAUCCAUCCCUUCCCCCUCCCACACUACCUCCCCCUCCUCCCCUUCCUCCCCCCUCCUUUGCCCCUCCCCCUCCGCCUCGCCAUUCCUCCCCUCUGGUAGCUCGCUGCCUUCCAUUGAAGUCUCCAACUCCCCGUUACUGUCAACCGUUGAGGUCACAAACUCCCCAGUACUGUCACUCUCUGACUCGGAGGAACAGACAUCCAUCCCUUCUCCCUCCGACCCCUCCUCCCCCUCCUCCCCUUCCUCGCCCUCCCUUUCCGCCUCCCCUUCCCGCUCGCCAUUCCUCCCCUCUGGUAGUUCCCUGCCUUCCAUUGAAGUCACCAACUCCCCGUUAGUGUCACUCUCGCCAUCUAUCAGCAGGCCUGGGCGACCGUUACAGUCACCCUCUGUGAGCACAGCAGGCGUGUGGGGCAAGAGAGCAACGCAGGGGUGGGGCAAUGAUGAGACGGAGAGGGAUGAGCGGGAGCGAGGUGAUGAGAAGGGAAAGAGUGGUGGAGGGAGGGAGAGCAACGGAGUGGGGAGGUGGAAUGAGGAGAGGGGGUUUCUGAGCAGGUGGGCUCCUAGUGGCAGCAGCCAGGAGGUUGACGAGGAUGGGGAGGAGGAGGAGGAAGAGGAUAGGGAGGAGGAGGAAGAGGAUAGGGAGGAGGAGGAAGAGGAUAGGGAGGAGGAGGAAGGUUAUGGGGAGGAGGAGGAGGAGGAUGGGGAUUGGGAUGGUAAUGGGGAUGAGGGUGUGGGCGAGGGUGCGGAUGAGUUUGAAGAGUAUGAUUCACACGAGAUUGCAGAAGGGGGUGUGGGGAGAGUGCUGUCAGCAGCACGCAAGGCGGAGGGGAGGGGCAGGAUCAUCAUGAUGGGGCGCGGCAGGGGGCGGGGGGUGCGGAGGGGCGGGCGGGGGCAGCAGGAGGUGGUACCAGAGGUGGGUCGGAUGAUCCGGCCUCAGGCGCCCCUGCGGCUGAGCUAUGGCGUCAGUCCUGAGGCACUGCGCACGGUGAAGCUGCGGUGCGUGCGUGAUGGGGAGGAGGGGGAGGCGCGGUGGGAGGGGGGGAGGAGGGAGGAGGAGAGGAGGGAGGAAGAGAGGAGGGAUGAGGAGAGGAGGGAAGAGGAAAGGAAGAAAGAGCAAUUAGGGCGGGUCAAGCAAGAAGGUAACAGGGGGCAAGGGGAAGAGAACGGACACGGGGGAGAGAGGCUCACAGAUGGGGACAGCACUCGGGAGGGGGUGCAGACUACCAAGGCGGCAUGGGUGCGCGUGCAAGUGGGGGAGGUGGGCUGCCGGUGUGGGGGGGGCGGGCACGGAUGGUGA